AUGGAUGCUUGCUUUCUUACCUCAAGAUCAAUCUCUGGUGUCAAAGAGCUUAUCCCAUUCAUCAAAACCAGAAUCUUCUCUUGUCCCAAUAGAAACUCCAGCCAGUUUCUCACCAGGAAGGCUGCUUCUCCAAUCUCUGUAAAUUGUUCUCUUUCGGAUUCAUGGAAGCCACUAGAGGAUGAUGCUGACCUCUUCAAGGACUGUGUUAACAACAAUUCUACAUCAGAUGCUGACUGGAGAGAGUUCAGGGCAAGGCUCAUAGCUGGAGAGCAAGCUGCAACCUCUGAGGAGGACUCAUCCUCAUGGUCUGACCCAGACAUGGUGGUGGACUAUCCCUCCUCUUCACUGAUCACAACAGGUGAAAAAUGGGCACACAAGAUCCUAGAGCCAGAGACAGGAUGUCUCCUAAUAGCAACAGAGAAGCUAAACGGAGUCCACAUCUUCGAAAAGACAGUGAUCCUCCUCCUCUCUGUUGGACCCUCAGGUCCUAUAGGAGUCAUACUCAACCGUCCAUCACUUAUGUCAAUCAAAGAGACAAAAUCAAAAGUCCUAGACAUGGCUGGAACAUUUUCAGACAAAAGUCUCUUCUUUGGUGGACCUUUGGAGGAAAGGUUGUUCUUGGUUAGUCCUAGGAACGGUGAGGACAACGAGGUUGAGAAGAGUGGAGUGUUCAAACAAGUGAUGAAAGGGUUGUACUAUGGGACUAGAGAGAGUAUAGGAUUAGCUGCAGAGAUGGUGAAGAGGAACUUGGUGGGGAAUAGUGAGAUAAGAUUCUUUGAUGGGUAUUGUGGUUGGGAGAAAGAGCAGUUGAAAGCAGAGGUUUUGGCUUUGAUCAAUUCAGGAGCUGCUCAUGAUCAACCACCACCAUCACAAACUCCACCGAGUUUUCCUAUCGACUUAGAGAAGUGUUGGUCAUCUCUAUUUAAUGUCAAUGGAUGUGUACUCGAACUCUUCCAAUCGGUUUUCUCAGGCAAGUUUGGAAACGUUGGAGUCGCUUGCUGCAAGGCGUUUUCGUCCAUAGAUGCUAACUGUUGGCCUCAUAUGUUCCCGUUGAACCCGUUCUUCCCACCUCUUCUUAGAGACAAUUGUGUGCACAUUGUGUCAAAUCUACCUAAGCACAAGUGA
Messenger RNA from Eruca vesicaria subsp. sativa (arugula), 1125 nucleotides. The record is from the annotation of a GenBank genome assembly. NCBI's taxonomy places the organism in Eukaryota, Viridiplantae, Streptophyta, Magnoliopsida, Brassicales, Brassicaceae.